AUGGCUGUGUUGGGCAAGCCCGUGCUCCUGUCACUGGGAUCAUUGGUCUUUCAAAAGAAGCCGUCGCCCCCCCUUUGCUCAAACACUACUUCUGUACUUCCUCAUCUUGCACAAGCUCUGCAAACCUCGCAAUUCCAACCUCUCAAGUCGUGUAUCUGCAACCUCAAGCCAAUACUCUUCACUAGUCACUCCAUCAAAAUGCAGUUCAAAUCCGUUGCGGCGCUUCUCCUCUCUACUGCGGCCACUGGUGCUGUGGCCCAGCAAAUCACGCCUCCUCCGGCUUCCAUCCUGACCGUUCUCGAGACCGCCCUGCCCUCGUCCCUCAUCACUGAGUUGACCAACCCCAGCGCCAUUCAAUCCGUGGUCAGCGAGGUCGCGGCGGGCACUGUCCCUGGAUGGCUCCAGAGUCUCCCUCCGAACGUUAAGAGCUACCUUGUGACUGCGUACGGCAGCCUCGCUAGCGUUGCUGUUCCCUCGUCUGCUGCCAGUCUCGCCUCUAGCGCUCUGUCUGUCGCCACCGCUACCCCUACCGCUUCUGCCGAGUCUUCUGGCUCUGCCUCUAGCUCUGCCGGCAGCUCUACCGCCAGCUCCUCCGCUGGCUCUUCCUCCGCCGCCUCUGGCCACGCCAGUGCGACCUCCACUGGCGGUGCUCCGGCUGCUACCGGUGCUCUGGCCCUGGGUCUCGCGGGUGCUGCUGGUGUCCUUGGUCUUGCUGUUGCUCUGUGA
Rasamsonia emersonii CBS 393.64 is the source of this 726-nucleotide messenger RNA. RefSeq lists its product as uncharacterized. The transcript has 3 exons. The record is from RefSeq and is a predicted model, not a curated record. NCBI's taxonomy places the organism in Eukaryota, Fungi, Ascomycota, Eurotiomycetes, Eurotiales, Trichocomaceae. Bases 1 to 726 code for a protein of 241 amino acids.